Messenger RNA from Acipenser ruthenus (sterlet), 7204 nucleotides. Its product is annotated as contactin-3-like. The transcript has 23 exons. The record is from RefSeq and is a predicted model, not a curated record. Gene Ontology annotation, molecular function: protein binding. NCBI's taxonomy places the organism in Eukaryota, Metazoa, Chordata, Actinopteri, Acipenseriformes, Acipenseridae. The coding region runs from base 524 to 3610 and encodes 1028 amino acids.
UAAAUUUGAACACAAAGCCACUUCUCAGUUUUAUAAUAUUGAGGCACCGUAUAACAUCUAGGUCUUUAGCUGACAGAGAAGGGAAGGUUUUUGUAAGCAGGAAUCCAGUUAAGAACAUCGGAAGCUCUUCUGGCUCUGUGAUUCGUGUGCUAAUUGUGUGUGUGCUUUAGGGAAUACAGCAGAGGCAGUGUGCUUCCUGACUGUAGCCAGUGAAGAGACGCACACACACACACACACAGUGCUGCUUUGUGGAUAGCGCUUAAGUGGUUAAGCAGGAGCCUCAGCUGAGAAAAUGGUUUCAUUGUCACUCAGCUGGACUGGCCACCCAUAAGGACUAACACUGGCUAGUUAAUGCUUCAAGUGGAAAUGAUGACCUGCUCAAAGAUUGGAGCUCUUAUCUAAUGAAAAGGAAGAAACAGGAUUUUUUUUUCAGCUCAGUUUGAUUAAAGGUCUUACAUUGAAGAGAAAGUAUUCUAUUCACAAGUGAUUGGACGAGAGCCGUCUUUGCCCUUGGCAGCUGAAGAUGAUGUUGCCAUGGAAACCACUUUUCUUGCUAUCAUUUAUUGGCUGCCUUGCAGAGAGCAGUGUACCCCAUGGACCGGUUUGGGCUACAGAACCAAGCAAUCUUAUUCUCCCGAUUGAUUCUGAAUCACAGGAGGCAACACUGAAUUGUGAAGCGAUGGGGGAUCCUCCUCCGCAAUACAGAUGGAAGCUGAAUGGGGCACUCAUUGAUCUUAGCACUGACUACCGGCGUCGCUUGUCUGGAGGAAGCCUGUCAAUUAAAAGUCUGGACAAAAACCAGGAUGCAGGGAUAUAUCAGUGCAUAGCAACAAAUUUGUUUGGAACUAUUGUUAGCAGAAAAGCAAGCCUCGAUUUUGCAUACCUUGAAAACUUCAAAACCCAAACAAGAAGUGCAGUGUCAGUUCGAGAGGGACAAGGAGUUGUGCUUCUGUGUGGACCACCCCCUCAUUCUGGUGAUCUUACUUACGCCUGGGUCUUCAAUGAGUAUCCAUACUUUAUACAGCAGGACAGUCGUCGAUUUGUAUCUCAAGAGACGGGGAAUCUGUAUAUUGCGAAAGUCAAGCCAUCAGACGUGGGCAACUACACCUGUGUGGUGAUCAAUAGUGUAACGAAAGACAAAGUUCUGAGUUCACCUUCCCCUCUAGUCCUUCGAAAUGAUGGGGUGAUGGGUGAAUAUGAACCAAAAGUAGAAGUUCAUUUUCCGGACAUAGUUCCUGCAGCUAAAGGAUCUGUUGUUAAACUAGAGUGCUUUGCCUUGGGAAACCCUGUACCUGUGAUUAGUUGGCAGAGAACAAAUGGCCUUCCUUUUCCCAGCAAAGUAAAAAUCAAGAAGUCCAAUGCAGUUCUUGAGAUUCCAAAUUUUCAGCAAGAAGAUGCAGGGGCAUAUGAAUGUAUUGCUGAAAACUCAAGGGGCAAAAACAUGGCGAGAGGGCGUCUCUCAUUUCAUACAAAACCUCAGUGGAUACAAACACCUAAAGAUGCAGCUAUGGCCAUAGAAGACAGUAUUGUGUGGGAAUGCAAAGCUAGUGCAAAACCCAAACCUUCUUACAGUUGGCUGAAGAAUGGAGAGGCUCUUGUGUUAGAGGACAGGAUACGAAUAGAAAAUGGAGUUCUUUCAAUCGCUGCUCUAAAUCUGUCAGAUUCUGGAAUGUAUCAGUGUGUAGCUGAAAACAAACACGGCGUUAUAUAUUCUGGUGCUGAGCUAAGGGUGUUAGCGGCAGCUCCUGAUUUUUUUAAGAACCCGCUGAAGAACUUGCUUAAAGCUCGUGCUGGCAGUGAAGUCAUUUUAGAAUGUAAGCCCCAAGCUUCUCCCAGAGCAAUUAGCUUGUGGAAGAAAGGGAACGAGAUUCUGCACAGAAAUGAAAGGAUUACUGUUCUGGAGGACGGCACCCUUACCAUUGCAAAUGUUACUAAGUCAGAUGGCGGAAGCUACACCUGUGUAGCAAGGAACCAGUUUGGAGUAGCAAGUACCACAGGAACACUGCUUGUUACAGAUCCAACAAGAAUAACUCAGGGUCCUUCCAACAUGGAGAUAAUCGUGGGAGAAAGUGUAGUUUUGCCGUGUCAGAUUUCCUGUGAUCCAGCACUGGAUGUAUCAUUUACUUGGUCAUUUAAUGAGCAGUUUAUAGAUUUCAAGAAAGAUGGAACCCAUUUUGAAAAAGUGGGUGGGACUGUAGCUGGGGAUUUGAUGAUUAGAAACAUACAGCUAAAUCACGCUGGGAAAUAUGUCUGCAUUGUAAAUACAGAUGUAGAGAGUUUGUCAGCCGCAGCUGAUUUAAUUGUAAAAGGUCCCCCGGGUCCACCCGAGGCUGUGACAGUGGAUGAGAUCACAGAAACCACAGCUCAGCUAUCCUGGAAACCAGGCAGUGAUAAUGCAAGCCCUCUCACUGGGUAUUCCAUUCAAGGAAGCACACCGUACACAGUAGGCUGGCUGGCAGUUGACACAGUGCCCGAAGUCAUUGAUGGUAAUACAUUAACUGCCACCAUAGUGGAUUUAAACCCCUGGGUGGAGUAUGAAUUCCGUGUGGUUGCAAGUAAUAGUGUUGGAGUUGGAGAACCUAGUGCGGCAUCACUCAAAACCAGAACAGAGGAAGCAGUUCCUGACAUAGCACCUUCUGAAGUAGGUGGUGGAGGUGGCAUAAAAUCUGAACUCGUAAUCACCUGGGAGCCAAUCCCAGAAGAAAUGCAGAAUGGUGAAGGCUUUGGUUACAUUGUUGCUUUUCGACCCACUGGCACAGCAACUUGGACACGAGCGAUUAUAACAGCAUUGGGGGUUUCAACAUACAUCUUCAGAAAUGACACCAUUUUACCAUUUUCUCCAUUUGAAGUUAAGGUUGGGGCCUUUAAUAAUAAAGGAGAGGGGCCUUUCAGUUCUAUAACAACUGUAUUUUCUGCAGAAGAAGAACCCAACAAAGCACCUGACCGAAUUUCUGCCAAAGGGGUCUCAGCUUCGGAAAUUGAAGUUUCCUGGCAGCCUGUAUCCUCUAAGGAGACGACUGGAAGAGUCCUUGGAUAUGAGGUUUCACACUGGGAAGAUGAUACAAAGCCUGAGGCAACGGGCACAAUAAGAUUAACUGGAAAUGAGACGUCACUAAAUAUUACUGGAUUGAAAGGCAACACUUUGUAUUAUAUAGCAGUCAGCGCAUUUAAUACUGCUGGGACAGGUCCCUCUACUGAUUCUGUCAAUGCCACAACCAAAAAACCACCACCAAGUCAACCCCCAGAGAAUAUUGAAUGGAGCUUUAUCAACUCAAAACUUAUUUUAAACUGGGAUCACGUAAUAGCAAUGGAAAAUGAAUCUGAGGUUACAGGGUAUGAAGUUGUAUGCAGACGAUACCGACAUAAUAAUGAUGUAACUGCAGUGAAAACCAAUAGAACAGCAGUGGAGCUGCAGCUUUCCUCAAGUGAUGACUAUAUCAUAGAGGUUAAAACAUUAAGUGAUGGUGGUGAUGGCGUGAGCAGUGGACAGAUACGGAUUCAGACAUUAAGUAUGGGUGCCAGGGGUUCCAGUGCAUCAGCUUCAAAUGUCUCCACACUUUCAAUGUUUAUCGCAGUGGUACUUUCUUUCAUAGUCAGAUCAACUUUAUGAUACAAACUGAUUACUUGUGGUUCACCAGCAUACUCAAUUUGAUUCAUUCGUUUCCUGUCAAUGCAUCAUGCAUUACUUCAUCAAUAUACAGUAAACAUUGUGUUCUCUCAUUUGUUGUCUAGGUAACUCUACAAGAAUAAUGGCCUUAAUCUCAUUUGCAUACCAAAGUAGUUUAACAAAUUCAUUAAGUAUGGAUCAUUCAUUAUCGACAAUUUAUUUUAAAAAAAAGAAAGAAAAAAAAUGCUUUAUAUUAAUUAUAAUCUUAAGAGGAUCAAAUAUGUUGUCAACAGUUUAUUGAAUUUUAAAAAUAUCUGAAUUCAAGGCAGAAACAUAUGGCAGUGUACCAUCUAUUGAAAGGUUUACAGUAGCAAUAUAAUACAAACGUAAUAUGGAAAAAAAAAAAAAACAGAAUUUGUAUUUAUAUAUUUUUUAAAUGGCUUAAAGCUGUAAAUUAGUAUUACACACAUUUUAACUUUAGUGUGCAACUAGCUUAUAGUGUGUAUUACCUUUGAAUCAUAUGUAAAAUGAAUACUGUACAGGCUUCACUUCAAUGGGAACAAUUUAAGUAAUUAAGUGGAAUGUAUGCUGCCUUUUAGAUACAGAUAUUUAACAAUAUUCUGAGUUGCACAGACAUAUAUUUUAAUUAUUUUCUUUUAAAUAAAACAGUACAUGAUGCAACAGUCAAAUGAUGCUGCCAUAUGUAUUACAUAUUUAUCUGUUAUUUAAACAUAUAAUCAUUUCAGGAAUUUAGUAUUUUAGUUGCCACGGUUACUUUAUUUCAUGCAAACUCUUUCGAUGGAACCCAGGUCUAUUAAAUUAAAGUCUACGAGAUGUCAAUAGCGAUGUUCUAUAUUUAGCGAAUGUGUGUGUGUGUGUGUGUUUUUUUUUGUUUUUUUUUACUGAGGUUUGAAUAUAAAGAUGUAUUGUUUGAGGUGAAACUAGAAAAAAAGUACCGUAGACAAACUGUGGCUAAUGCCUUUCUACUGCCUUCUUAGUUUCGUAAACCUUUUUUUCUGGAUUUUUGAUUGAGUAUUUUUUUUUGCUUUCUUUUAUUGUGCAGCAAAAAGCUACAAAACUCAUCCCAAGUGGCGAACCAAGGUUAUUUUUCCUGCACACUUCUGCCACAUUUCUUGUUCAAUCAUUGAUACAGUACUGAGCAGUCGAUAUUAUUAUUAUUCAGGAGUGUGCUUCUUUCCUUUCAUAGUGCUGCAUACCAUUUACUUCACACAAAAGCAAACAUGGCUGAAUACUUGACUGCAGAGAGUGAGAAAUGUUUUUGUUCUGCGAAGGCCAAAUUUAAAACUUGUAUAAAUCAGAAGCUACAAUAGUACUUUGACUCAGAGUUUCAACUUUGUAAUUUUGAAACUGGAUACUCUUUAUGUUGUAUUCUUUGCACUGUUACCUAAAUAUCAAAGUGCAUUCACAGUUUGAUUGCUGAAUUAAUCACCCAUAAUUAUGUUGCCCAGUAAAGCAAAGGUAAUACAGUAGCUGUUCUAGCACAGAAUAGAAACAUGUCAGAAGGUAUGCAUAUUAAUGCCACACAGGUGUUAAUCAGAGUAUAAUAAAACACGAUACAUAUUCCAAAACAAAAAGGCAACUCAAUUGAAAGGAAAGCUACGUUAGCAUGACAAAGAGAAAAAUGUUAUAAAAAAUGCCUGUGAUGAAUUGGAAUGUCAUGGAGUCCAUACUCAAUACAGAGUAUGUCCUGACAUAAUAAAUGUAAGGUCUGUUCUGUGGCAUAAUUUACGAGCUAUCUAAAUAAAUUAUCACAUGCCAGAGGUUUUCAGACUUGUAGGACCAAUAGAAUAAUGGCUGGCAUUAUUUCCGAAUGAUAAAUGUACUGUGAGCUGUAAUGGGAUCUGUCGGAGUAAAUUCUCAGCCCCAUAGCUACUUGAAGUAAAGCUUGUGCAUCCUGAUUUUGCUUGUCUGAUCUGAUAUUUUCAAUAGGCGAUUUGUUUGUGUCUGCCAUAAUUCAGGUGACACAGAUUGGGCCCAUGUUCAUUUGGAAAUCUUUUCUAGCAUGCAAAACAGUAAAGUAUCAAUUUGUAUUUAGCAUCUUGUUCCCAGUGUUUCUGUUAUACCUGGCUUCACAACUGGGUUGCACUAAAGGACAGAUGCCAGUGCCCAUCCUUAAUAGUAACCACAAAUUUACUCUAUCUUCUCCAUCAGUGAUUUCAUUAAAUGUUUGCUUUGAUUAGUUUCUACUGCAGUGUAUUCAAUGGGGUAUUGAUUUGCCAUCCUAUUAUUGUUGCUGUCACAAUUCAGACAAAGCAGAUUGAUUGAUGCCAGCAUUCCUCUCGCAGGUAUUUGUUUGCCAGUGAUUCACGAUUGUUUGUUCUUUCUGUUUUUGAGCUCGUAAGGUCCUCACGUAAAGAUCAUAAAUCAUACGAGUGCUACUGGAGAAAGGAAGGCUAUUUGAGAUCUAAAGUUCAAUCCAUUUACAGCAGGUUUACAGCAGGAUUCAUUUCUACAUGGUUUUGUGGGGAUUUCUUUGGACCAAAUAAAAUCAUGUUUCUUAAAAAAUACUGUCCAAAACCACUAUCGUUUCCUAAAGUAUAUUGCAGUCUAUUAGUAUUGCUUUCCUGUAUAUUUUGUUCUUGAAAUAAUUAGAAUUUCUUCCCUUGUAUUGUUACUGUUUAAUAAAUAUUGUAAGUUACAUGGAACUAUCUCCAGCUCAUGACAUAACAUGAGCUCCACCCCUCAUAAUUUCUCAGUAAUUAUUUUACCACAAAUGUGUUACUGAAACAGUGUUUUUCUGUUAUUGUAGCUGAGGAAAUAUGUUCCAUGUUCUGUUAAAGGUCAAGUGUUGUCAUAAAUGUAAAAGCGAUUACAAUGUUGAUUGGAAUAACCUCUGUACUGUACUAUGCGACACAUAGACAGUGUAUGCACGCUACAACUAUAUUAACAGAAUCAUUAGAUUUUGUUGGAAGAGUACCCUGACACAUAUUUUAUUGAAAAUGUAAAGUCUGGUUUAAUAUAAUGUUAAAGUCAUCCGUAGUGGAACAUUAGUAUGUAUUGGAAUAGAUUUUCUCUUGGUUAAUCCUGAAUGGAUCUUUUUGACGGUGGAUUUAAGUAUUUAAAUGAGUGCUCUCAAAUGGUCGACACUGUACACAGUCAUAACGUUUUAGCAAGCUGUCGAAGUCUGCACUGUUUUAAACUUACCAUAACGGUAAACAGUGUUUGCAUGAAAAGGACUAAUUUGAAUACAAAUAAAAUAUUAAUUAAUGCUGUAAUUCAGAAGCUGCUUCUUUCCAUUUAAAAUAUAAUUAUUUAAAUUUCCUGCAAAGCACUUACAGAAAUAAACAAAUUGGGCUUUACAUUUGUGCUUUUUAAGUUGCCAAACAAUGCAUAGGCCUACACAUAUCAUUUAUUGUUUUACAAAACUUGGCCUUUAAUUUUUAAUACUGCUGUAUUAAUUAGAUGUUUUUUGCUACAUCUCUAUGAGAUGCUUGAUUUUUAUUUAAAUUAAUGAUUUCAUAUUGAAAAGUAAGAGGUUUGUCUGGUAUAUUUCAAACUUGUGCAUGUAAAACAUUAUUUAGUGCAUUCUUGUGGAAUUUUAUAAUACUGUGAGUAAAUAAAAUAUUUAUAUCAGCA